Messenger RNA from Phyllostomus discolor (pale spear-nosed bat), 1013 nucleotides. RefSeq names its product 28S ribosomal protein S36, mitochondrial-like. Gene Ontology annotation, biological process: 2-oxoglutarate metabolic process. The record is from RefSeq and is a predicted model, not a curated record. Bases 1 to 375 code for a protein of 124 amino acids. Lineage: Eukaryota; Metazoa; Chordata; Mammalia; Chiroptera; Phyllostomidae. The transcript is spliced from 2 exons.
AUGGUUAUAAAUCUUGACUUUGCUACAGAAUAUGCAUUUUCUCCUUCAGCUAAGAAAAUGAAGUACUGGUCGAGUAAGAUGGCGUCUGCUAGCAGGGUUGUUCAGGUAGUCAAGCCACAUACUCCGUUAAUAAGGUUCCCUAACAGAAAAGACCAUCCUAAACCCAAUGUAUCAGAAGUUCUGAGAUCAGCAGGACUACCAUCUCACUCUUCUUCAAUUUCACAGCAUUUUAAGGGAAGUAAAUCACCAGAUUGGCUGAUGCAUCAGGGUCCACCAGACACUGCAGAAAUAAUAAAAACAUUACCUCAGAAAUAUAGAAGGAAGCCUAUGUCUCAAGAAGAAAUGGAAUUUAUCCAGCGUGGAGGUCCAGAAUAAUCACUGACAGUGGCUGUUGUUUGUCAUCACACAAAAGGAUAGUCUUUACAAUAAAGGACUUCCAACAUGACAAAUGAGAAAUUGUAUAUUAAACAACCUUAAUAAAUAUUCUGUAAACAAAAAACUAUAUAGAAAAUUCAGAUGGACACUUAUAACAUCUCAUAAUUUAUGUAUCUUGGUCAGCUCCUCCAUAAGCUUACGUAAUUGUUUAUAUACUUUAUACUUAUUUAAAGUACACAUUUAAAAUGUUAGCCUAUUAUUUUACUCUUGAUUAUUAAGUAUUACUAGUGUUAAACUAUUAAAAGCACACGAUGUCUAGUAAAUUAUCAUAGAUUUCCCAUAAUUUCACUUAUCUUUCAGUUUCUGUUUAGAUAUGAAUUUAUCAGGCAAAAUUGCUGCUUUUUGGAAGUGAUUUUCCUGAAAUUGGAUGAGCGUCAGUGAAAUAAUGGCUCCAUUAUUUAUUGUUAAUUCUCUUAAAAUUUUUUUCAUUCACAAAGUUACUGGAGUAUAACUGGUUUAAUAAGCACAUCUUACUCUGAAAGAUAAGAAUAUAGCCAAAGUAAAACCAGUGAGUGACUGUGCUAGUAAGACAGAGGAGUUAACACAAAAGAUUAUUUGUCACCUAUUUUUAGAAAAAA